CUCAAGGCAUCCUUGCCCACCUUCUAUAGAAAGCCCGGUAACCAGACGUUGCUCGGGCGGGCGGGUGGUGGCUGGCGGCGUCCGACCUCAUUUGAGCACCUUCGUCGACGGCCUCGCGACGCGAGCCUGCCGCACGGGGGCGGAGCGCGCGUGUUGCGCUCCCGCGCGCUUCUUGCUGGCGGGGCGCAAUGGCCCGCGCUGCGGUGGGCCUCGGCCUGAGCCCCGCGCAGCAGGCGGGCCUCCUGUCGCUGCUGCGCGCGGUGGCCGACGGGGAGCGGCUGUGCGAGGACGCCCGCGCGAGGCUCUGCGAGGCGCCCGAGUUCGACCCGCAGAGGGCCUUUGGGCAGCUGCAGGGCCCCUCGGGAAACCCGCGCGGCCGGGUCGGCCCCGCCGAGGUCCAUCGAUGGCUGGCCAGGAGCCCCCACGUGGCGACCACGGUGUCGCUGGAGAGCCUCGCGGAGGCGCUCCAGCCAUACCUGAACUCGCACGGAGACCUCAGGUAUGAUGGCUUUCUGAAGAUGUGCAUGCCGAGGGACCCGUCCCGAUCCUGGCUCAAGCAGGUGGCCCUAUCGCGCAGCGUUCAGGCCGCCUGGCCUGCCAGCGGGAGCGCUUCGGCGGACGUGGACAACAGGCUGUGCCAGCUGCUGGAGCGGGAGUGGAACAUGCGUAGUCUGAUAGCCAUGCACCACCGCGGCAGCCCUUCGCUGCAGGCGAUGGCGACGGCCGACGUUGUCAAGUUCCUGGACGCCGAGGAGGGCAUGUGCGCCGGCAUGGGCGACUUCCUCUCCCCGGAGGCCGUGAGGCGGACGCUCGUCGACAGGCUGAGUGCGCUCAGCAGCGCGCAGUGCGACUCCCUGAUGCGCCGGCUCAACCCGUCCGGGCUGUGCCUGAUCGCCUUCGGCGAGCUUGCCAGGCACGUGCUGCCGAAUCCGUCUUGGCACCAGGCGCUGCCCGCGUCAGGUGCCAACGCCCUGCGCGAGGCCUCCCCGGCCAAGGACCACUCGGCGCUGUCCAGCACGAGGCCUGGCACCUCGUGGGCGAUAGACGCCUCGUGCGGCCUCGACGCCGCGCGCGCCCCCUCGCCGCCGCCGCGCUUGCGGGAGCCCGCGGGGCCGCAGGCCUGUCGGUGGGCGCCGCCGGCACGCUGGGAGGUGUCUGCGCUGCCACGGGACCAGUAUGAUCCGAACCGCGACGUCGUCUUCGACGUCAGGGCAGUGCCGGCGGGAGCGCGGAAGGAGGCAUCUCUCGUGCGCAGCGGCUCCACGCCCUUAUCGCCCCUCCCGCGUGACGGCCUCCACGAGUCGCAGAGGAGGGGCUGCGCCUCCGUCACCCAGAGCUGGGAGCAGAGCCUGCGCAGGUCGCCCGACGUGGCGAGGGACUGGAGCCCGCAGCGGCGCGGGCGGCCGCUGAGCGCAGCCGGCCUGAGGACUCCCCGCCCGGAGACGCCGCGGCGGGCCCGCGAACUUGGCGCUACGGCGAGCUACCUGUCGCCAGAGUCGCACGGCAGGCCGGGCUCCCCGCCGCCGUGCCGCGCAUCCCAGUGGCACGCGGCCCCGUCGAGCCCGCCGCGGCGCCAGGCGUCGCCCGGCAGGGCCUCAAGCCUGCCGCCCGGCAAGUCGCUGGCGGCCGCCGCCCGCGGCGCUCGCGCGCCCGCGGCCAUCUGCAAGAGCCCGCCGGCGCUCGCGCCGUCGGCCGGCUGCAGCGCCCUCGCGCACCGCCGCGGUGGGGCGGCGCCCGCGCCAGCGCCACAGCUCGCCGUGGCCCCGCCGUCGGCGAGGUGGCCCCCUCCGGCCAGCAGCUGGGCCAACGGCUCUCUCGUUCGGCGCGUGCUGAAGGCCAUGGCCCUCCAGGCGCACAGCGACGCGCGUGUGGAGGAGGCGAAGCUGCUGCUGCCGGCUGGGCUUCCGCUGGAGGCGGUCUUCAGAGCGCUGGACCGCGCCAACAAGGGCUUCGUUCUCGACACCGACCUCCUCCGCCUGCUGCGGGACUUCGGAGGCUCGCCGGCCUCGGGGAGCAUCGCGGCGCUGGUGAGGGACCGGCAACUGCGGCACCGGUUCGACUACGUCGCGAUACCAGGGCAGCUGUCGUUCCGAGAGAUCGGGUCUCUCGUGUUCCCCGUCGGCUCCGAGGAGCACGAGGCCUUGUGCGCCGCUUCCUCGGACGCGGAGGCGAGGUCGAUCCUGUAUCUCCUGAAGAACUCGGAGCCCUGCCCGCGGUGCGGCAUGCGCGCCCAGCGUGACGCGGACGCCGCUGGCUGUCCGAGCGUCACGUGCCCGGUAUGCGGGGCUUCCUUCCGCUGCUUCGCGGUCGUGGGCGACGCGCCGGGCCCGGAGCCCGUGGGGCUCUCGCCCUCCAGCUCCUACCAGCUCUUCCGUCUGGUCGACACCGCGGCACGCGCUGCGAGUGACGUGGAGGCGGAGCGCGCGAGGCUAGCGGCGCAGCCUGGCUUCGACAUCUGCACGCUGAGCGAUGCGUUCAGCAGCCUCGCCGGCGAGCGCGUGUCCUUCUCGAUCGAGGGCCUCCGCCGCGCGCUCGCGCACCACAGCGUGCACGUCACGGAGGCGGAGCUCGGGCUGCUGUGGGAGCGGUACGCGCCGCACGGCGCCGCCUCCGUGUCCUUCCCCGACUUCGUGCGCCAGCUCCGUGCCGGCAGCCCCUACUGAGCGCUGCGGGGGCCUGCGCGCGCGCGGUCGCCAACGGUCCACGGCGGGCCCCGUCGCCUCGCGCGCGCUCUGCGCUGGUUGGCGAGGUCGGGGGUUUGCAGCUUGUGCUUAGCGUUCGAGUAGGGGAUCGGCUGUGUACAACAUUCGGUCGAUAAUUCUUAGCACUGCUAGUAAUAUGCGUUUUGUCAUUUUGCUCGCGCAUUCCGUGCACCUUCUAGUCCACAGCGAGUUGUGAGACGACGGGGUUCGAACGCCAUUCCACCCCAAGGCGGCCUCUGCUGCGGUCGACGCGGCAGCUUUUGUCGUGUGCGACGGAAUCGUUUAUAAGCCAGUUGCUCUGGCCGCGCGCGCAUGCGCUGCAGCGCUAGAGGCUGGCGAAGCGGAGGCCCGCGAAGCGGCGCCCCUAUAGGAGCUGUGUCUCCAGUCAAUUAGGCGCGCGCGUGUGUAAUUGCACCGCGCGCUCCAGGUGGAAUCAUUUGCGAGUGUCUUGGGCGCUCUGUACUCUACACGUCCUCGGAGGCAAUUCGCCACAGGGCGAAACAAAGUAUCAG
Messenger RNA from Prorocentrum cordatum, 3214 nucleotides. The record is from the annotation of a GenBank genome assembly. NCBI's taxonomy places the organism in Eukaryota, Dinophyceae, Prorocentrales, Prorocentraceae.